This is a messenger RNA of Lycium ferocissimum, 1756 nucleotides long. RefSeq lists its product as uncharacterized. The coding region runs from base 181 to 1584 and encodes 467 amino acids. Lineage: Eukaryota; Viridiplantae; Streptophyta; Magnoliopsida; Solanales; Solanaceae. The transcript has 3 exons. The record is from RefSeq and is a predicted model, not a curated record. Gene Ontology annotation, cellular component: Swr1 complex; NuA4 histone acetyltransferase complex; R2TP complex. Gene Ontology annotation, molecular function: ATP binding; ATP hydrolysis activity; DNA helicase activity. Gene Ontology annotation, biological process: box C/D snoRNP assembly; chromatin remodeling; regulation of transcription by RNA polymerase II.
UAGCCUAUACGUUCAGAGUGUAGAAAAGGGCAAAACCCUGAACCCUAAAUUGUCUCUCUGCCUUUUUGUAUACUAUAUGUUCAAAGUGUAGAAAAGGUGAUUUUGGUGUUGGAUUUGGGCGAAGAGUGUUAAGGUUUCGUUUGCUUCUGCUGAGCUGCUAUAGCAAUACCAUCAAUAUCAAUGGCGGAGGUGAAAAUCUCAGAGAUGCGGGACCUAACCCGAAUAGAACGCAUAGGGGCACACUCCCAUAUCAGAGGUCUAGGCCUUGAUUCUGCACUCGAACCCCGCCUAAGCUCUGAAGGCAUGGUGGGCCAAACUUCGGCUCGAAAAGCUGCCGGUGUCAUUGUUAAGAUGGUUCAAGAAGGUAAAAUCGCGGGUCGUGCAGUUCUCCUCGCUGGUCAACCAGGGACUGGCAAGACUGCCAUAGCUAUGGGCAUGGCUAAAUCCUUAGGCCAAGAAACCCCUUUCGCUAUGCUCGCUGGAAGCGAACUUUAUUCCCUUGAGAUGUCGAAAACUGAAGCUUUAAUGCAGGCUUUUCGUAAAGCAAUUGGUGUGCGAAUUAAAGAAGAGUCUGAAGUUAUUGAAGGUGAAGUUGUGGAAGUUCAAAUUGAUCGCCCCACAGUAGCUGGAGCUGCAUCUAAAACGGGGAAAUUGACGUUGAAGACGACUGAUAUGGAGACGGUUUAUGACUUGGGAGCGAAGAUGAUUGAGGGUUUAGGGAAGGAGAAAGUUCAGAGUGGGGAUGUUAUUGCUAUUGAUAAGGCUUCUGGGAAGAUUACAAAACUGGGGAGGUCGUUUUCAAGGUCGAGGGACUAUGAUGCCAUGGGACCCCAGACUAAGUUUGUACAAUGUCCUGAAGGGGAGCUGCAGAAGCGCAAGGAGAUUGUACAUUGUGUUACCCUUCAUGAAAUUGAUGUCAUAAAUAGCAGGACACAGGGAUUUUUAGCAUUGUUUACAGGUGAUACUGGUGAGAUUCGUGCUGAAGUGAGAGAACAAAUAAAUACCAAGGUUGCAGAGUGGAGGGAGGAAGGGAAGGCAGAGAUUGUGCCUGGUGUCCUCUUCAUUGAUGAAGUACAUAUGCUUGACAUUGAGUGUUUCUCUUUCCUAAACCGAGCUCUGGAGAAUGACAUGGCACCUAUAUUGGUUGUUGCUACCAAUAGAGGCAUUACUACAAUCCGGGGAACAAACUACAGAUCCCCACAUGGGAUUCCCAUUGACUUUCUUGAUCGCCUGCUCAUCAUCUCUACACAACCUUACAAAGAGGAAGAAAUUCGCAAAAUCCUGGACAUCAGAUGCCAAGAGGAGGAUGUAGAAAUGUCUGAGGAUGCAAAAGUUUUGUUGACCAAGAUCGGGGUGAAUACUUCUUUGAGAUAUGCCAUCCACCUUAUCACUUCUGCAGCAUUGGCUUGCCAAAAGCGGAAAGGGAAGAUUGUGGAAGUGGAAGAUAUUACUCGAGUCUAUAAUCUGUUUUAUGAUGUGAAGAGAUCCACACAGUACUUGAUGGAGUAUCAGAGCCAGUACAUGUUUAACGAAGUCCCAGCAGGGGAGGCUGAAGAAGAUGAAACCACUGCAAUGGUGUCCUGAAAGCUUCUUGACUUGGGAUUCAGGAGAUUGCAACCAUUCCUAAAUUCAUUUCUUGUACAAAACCUGUGCUGGAUUAACAAUUAUGUCUUUCUUAUUUACUUUAAGAACCUAGUCUAAGUUGGUGUUUGGAUAUGAAUUUUGUGAUAUUCGAAGAAAAUAGUAUUCUGUGUUC